GGUCGUCUCAACUCCGCCCUCCGCGCCACACUACCCCUGAAAGCAGGAAGGGAGGCAUCCGAGCCCGGGGGUGGGGAUUGCCUGCAUGCCUGCCAGUGGGAGGGGAGCGCCGCCGGCUUGACUAAGUGGCGAUGCUCACCGCGGGAGCUGCAGAGCGCACGGGGGAUGAAUGCGGCAGCUGCUGGGCACCGCCGCUCCUCCUCCGCUUUCCUUCCCCGGCUGGCUGACCGACUGGCUCGCCUGAAGGCAGGAAAUCAGCCCGGCUCGUUCAGCGAGCUUCGCCAUGACUUCUUCGGGGGCGCUAGCUGAGAUGCCCAGACUUUUUCCAAAACUUAGCAUUUCUGAGGUUGAUGAGUCAGUGCGGCUUCUAGCUGAAAAAGUUUAUGCCAAAGUUCUUAGAGAAGAAGACAGCAAAGAUGCCUUAUCGCUAUUCACCGUGCCUGAGGAUUGCCCCAUUGGGCAAAAAGAGGCAAAAGAAAGAGAACUGCAGAAGGAGUUGGCCGAACAGCAAUCUUUGGAAACAGCUAAAAGGAAGAAAAGUUUCAAGAUGAUUCGAUCCCAGUCCUUGUCAUUGCAAAGUCCAUUGCAGGAAUGGAAGCCUCCACCAGCCACUCUGUCUGCGACUCCUCCAACUCCAGUUCUUCCAGGUGCUUUUCAGGCUGCCCCUGGGCUGUACGAUGUACCAGAAUUUCAAAGAGUCGCAAUUAGUGGGGAUUACUGUGCUGGGGUGAGUGUUGAUGAUUACGAACAGGCUGCCAAGAGUUUGGCAAAAGCUCUGCUUAUUCGAGAGAAGUAUUGCCGGCUUGCCUACCAUCGAUUUCCUAGGACAACAGCACAGUAUUUAUGCAGCAUGCGGAAUGAAAAAUGGAAGAUUGAGGAUGAAGUGGUUCCGGAUUUCCAUCCACCCCUUAAAGAACUGCAGGAUCCUUACAACCUUGAUGAUUCUCCAGGGAAUUUGGAUUACGUUGUAAAGAUGAAGGAAGGCAUUGCUGUAAUUUUUGAGAAUAAAGAAAUGAUGGAACUUAACAAGCCACGGAGUUUGCCUUAUCCUGAUUUACAGACAUACACUCUUGACCUCAGUCAUGUGCUGGCCCUCAUUGCAGAUGGUCCUACGAAAACAUAUUGCCACAAGCGGCUGAACUUUCUAGGGUCUAAGUUUGGUUUACAUGAGAUGUUAAAUGAGAUGUCUGAGCUUAAAGAACUAAAAAGUAACCCUCAUCGGGAUUUUUACAAUGUGAGAAAGGUUGAUACUCAUAUCCAUGCUGCUGCCUGCAUGAAUCAGAAACACUUGCUGAGGUUCAUUAAGCACACGUACCAAACGGAGCCAAACAGGAUCGUGGGGGAGAGGAAGGGCAAGAAGAUAACUUUGAAGCAGCUGUUUGAAAGUCUUCAUAUGGAUCCCUAUUAUCUCACCGUAGAUUCAUUAGAUGUCCACGCAGAUCGCCAGACAUUUCACCGGUUUGAUAAAUUUAACUCCAAAUAUAAUCCAGUUGGUGCAAGUGAACUGAGGGACUUGUAUUUGAAAACAGAAAACUAUCUUGGUGGCGAAUACUUUGCCCGCAUGGUGAAGGAAGUUGCUCGUGAACUAGAAGAAAGUAAAUACCAGUACACAGAACCUCGACUGUCUAUUUAUGGACGUUCCCCUGAUGAAUGGGAGAAUUUGGCCAAAUGGUUCAUUAGACACAGAGUUUAUUCACCUCAUAUGCGCUGGAUAAUUCAGGUUCCUAGAAUCUAUGAUAUAUUUAGGUCAAAAAAUAUUCUGCCUAAUUUUGGGACAAUGCUGCGAAACAUCUUCUUACCCCUGUUUGAGGCAACCAUCAACCCCUUAGACCAUAAAGAGCUGCACCUCUUCCUUAAAUAUGUGACAGGAUUUGAUAGUGUGGAUGAUGAAUCCAAGCAUAGUGACCACAUGUUCUCAGAGAAGAGCCCAAAUCCUGAUGCCUGGACUAGUGAAAAAAAUCCUCCAUAUAGUUAUUAUUUGUAUUACAUGUAUGCAAACAUCAUGCUUCUCAACAAUCUUCGAAAAGAACGAUGUAUGAGCACCUUCCUGUUUCGGCCACAUUGUGGAGAAGCUGGAUCGAUCACACACCUGGUAUCAGCCUUUCUAACAGCAGACAACAUUUCCCAUGGAUUACUCCUGAAGAAGAGUCCAGUCCUCCAGUAUCUGUACUAUCUUGCACAAAUCCCCAUUGCCAUGUCCCCCCUUAGCAACAACAGUCUGUUCCUGGAGUAUUCCAAAAACCCUCUUCGAGAAUUUCUACACAAGGGACUCCAUGUUUCCCUUUCUACAGAUGACCCUAUGCAAUUCCACUAUACAAAGGAAGCACUGAUGGAGGAAUAUGCCAUUGCAGCUCAAGUGUGGAAACUUAGCACUUGUGACCUGUGUGAAAUAGCGAGGAAUAGUGUACUACAGAGCGGUUUGUCACACAAGGAAAAACAGAAAUGUGUAGGGGUGAAUUAUUGCCAUGAGGGGCCUGAAGGAAAUGAAAUUCGAAAGACAAAUGUUGCACAGAUUCGGAUGGCUUACAGAUACGAGAACUUAUGCAAUGAGCUGAGUUUCCUGUCUGAUGUGAUGAAGACGGACGAGAUCACAGCACUGACAAAAUAAUCAGAUCCAAAAUCAAGUCUGUAUUGCACAAUCGCCAGGAGAGAAGUAUAUGGACAUGAGAGAAAACUUGAGCUUUUGAAGGACAGAAAGUUGUCUGCUGAUUAGAACUGUUUCAUUGCAUCAGGCUUAUAGCAAAACCACUUUUUACAAGCACUUGGCAUAGGUGGAACUGCUGUACAUAUUCAGAUGCAAGUUCAAACUUUAUUAGUUAUGCUGCAUAUGCACUUAAAUGCACUCUAAAUCUAGUCAUAAUAUUUAAACAUUUUCAUCUGGGGUAGAUGGCAUCCUGCUUUAAAACAAGUAAUAUGGGGACAGCAGUUUCUGAUAGCACAAGCACAUCUCUCCUGCUGUGCUUAGUGGCAGGCAAAGAUCUAUGGCACUUUAACAUUUUAAUUGCUGGCUUGCCUCCAGAUGGGUGACUGAAGCAGUACUGUAGCCCCUUUCCUUUUGGAAGUUAUUUAAGGAAGACUGCAGCUAUUUUAGGGAAGUAAAAAUAUGACCAAAGAGCUGCAUAUGGAUCCUGGUUGCACAUUGUAUGUAACAUCAUGCCUUGAUUACUUUCUGUCUUCCCCAUCUGCACCUAACUUAAUAAUUUUAUGAUCACUUUCCAAAUGGUCCUAUGAUGAGUAGCAUAUUAAUCCUAAGCAUUUAUGGUGAUUCACCAUGGUGGUUUGCAAUGAUAUGCAGGCAUGUGUACUGGGACUUAAUCACUUAGUUACUGCUGUAGCAAGUCUUAAGAUCUGUAUCUAUGUUCAUUUCAUUUUGAAUGUGCAACUCAGAAGAAUGAAACACUCUUUCUAUACUUUUGUGUGCUCCUAAGUUCCAGGGAAUCCCCUUCGCACAAAUUCAAAACUGUCUUUCUUGUUCUACCCAGGCAGGUAACUGCAAUAUUUCUAGUUGUGCUUGUCUGCCCAUCCAUUAAUUAACACGACAGAUAAGCCAUACAGGGAUGAAGGAUGACUUAGAUCAUGUGACUUCAUAGCCCACAACAAUACUAUGAAUAGUUUUGUAUGAAAAAUGGAAAUGGAUGUUGUUUGCCUGAUGUGAAUUCUACACAGUGAUAAGAGUAUCCUUGAGAUCUAAGGUCAGACGAUAUAUGUCAUUUCUUUAUGGCCAAAAAACAAAAACACCCAGAACUGUACAGCACUGUUCAUUAAAAAUCAACUGUGCUGUAAUUAUAUUUCCUCCACUGAACUUUAUUACAUUUGAUGCCACAUUAAGCCUAGUGGAGAAUUUAGUUUGGUGCUCUGAAUUCACAUUCCUUAAAAGCCCUUGUACUUGCAAGGAACUUUUUAAUCUAACCUCAUGCUGGCAUAUUAGCUUGUUUGUAUGAAACAAGUUCUCUUCCCUUGACAAGUGUCUUACUUUCAAUCACUUUGCCAUUUGUCCUGGGAUAAACUGGCAGUUGCAUUAUAUAGUUCUGCUGUUGGUUGGGGCAAUAAAUAAAUAAUAAAAUAAUGGAUUAGAAGUAAAAUUAGCCUUGUAGCCCUUUAUAAGCAGCUGAGUGGCAGUGGUAAGGAAAUCAUAGAGUUCCCAGCAGCUGUGCUUCUCCUCCUCCUAUUUAACUGUUAAGAUAGUUGUGUAGCUAUGCUCUGGAAGACAAAAUAAUUUUUGCACUUGAAACUGUUAACAGUCAAUGUGGAAAUGCUGAUUUAUUUUUAUUUUUUUUGGAAGGGAAACCUUCGUUUUCAAAAUGUUGAUUUCAAUGCAAGGUACUUAUUUUGAAGCAUGUCUACUUGUUUCCAAAUACAGUCAUCCCAAAACAGUGUCAGUGGUCCAUGCAUGGAAGCAGGCUUCUGUGUAUGGUACCUUUGCAGAAUCAGGAGCCUUGCCUACAAAACACUUUUGCAAAGACAGUUUGCAGUGCUGGAUCCCUGCAUGCUGUACCAAGGAUUGCCUGAGCAAUUAAUAUUUACAGAGAAUUAUCAGCUUGGACAGUGACAGCUUUGGCAAUCAGUGAGUCACCCCCUAGGGAUUGUGGAGAUCAGUUAACUUCCACCUGCUCAAGAGGAUCAGCAUUGUCAAAGCCGAUUGUGCCUUUCAGGUGUGUGCAUCAGCACAAAGUUUUUAAAUCAAGACUGGGAAGUGGCUACUGGUUGCAUCUGGAAGCAAAGUAUUGUUUUGAAAGUGAUGAUUUUUGAGUUACAUUUUUCCUCAAGUCUUUAUAUUUUUAUAUCUUGAAGGUCUGAUGUCAAACAGGAUUUCAUCUGUUUCUGUUGCUGUUAAUUUGUAUCAAACAGUUAUGAUAAGGUACAUUCUCAGUUCCAAGCCUGCAUCUUUUGUCUUGUCUUAAGCCUUAAAUAUGCUUAGUAUGAUUUCUCUUGACUCAUUUGAAAUAAAUUAAAUUGUACACAACUGGAAAA
Molecule: messenger RNA, 4971 nt
Organism: Varanus komodoensis (Komodo dragon)
Lineage: Eukaryota; Metazoa; Chordata; Lepidosauria; Squamata; Varanidae
Gene: AMPD3
Product: adenosine monophosphate deaminase 3
Exons: 15
Coding region: 284-2608 (774 amino acids)
Biological process (GO): AMP metabolic process; IMP salvage
Cellular component (GO): cytosol
Molecular function (GO): AMP deaminase activity
Source: RefSeq, a predicted model, not a curated record